This is a messenger RNA of Cucumis melo (muskmelon), 1203 nucleotides long. RefSeq lists its product as uncharacterized. The coding region runs from base 238 to 924 and encodes 228 amino acids. Gene Ontology annotation, molecular function: ubiquitin-like protein conjugating enzyme binding; ubiquitin protein ligase activity. Gene Ontology annotation, biological process: ubiquitin-dependent protein catabolic process. Gene Ontology annotation, cellular component: endoplasmic reticulum. The transcript has 2 exons. The record is from RefSeq and is a predicted model, not a curated record. NCBI's taxonomy places the organism in Eukaryota, Viridiplantae, Streptophyta, Magnoliopsida, Cucurbitales, Cucurbitaceae.
AAAAUAGAAAAAUAAACAAAUCCCUUUGAUGUUGAAUCCUUCGUAUCUUCUUCUUCCUCCCAUUCUAUUCUACUCUCUUCUACGCCUUUCUUUUAUUUCUACCUCCUGAAUUCCACAGAUUCCUGUUUCUCACCUCAACCCUACAACUAUUCUCUUUUCUAUACCCCUUCUCCUUUUCACUCUUUCCCUUUCUUUUCCUCUCACAGCUGCUGAUGUUUUGUGGGGUUUUACUUAGAAAUGGCGAAUGAGUUUGGUGAAUCGACAAGUAUGCCACAUCGGAACCCAUCGUGCUCUACUAACAGUGAUACUACUAAUAAUGAUACUGGUGAUUUUGAAUGCAAUAUUUGCUUUGAGUUAGCUCAAGACCCAAUUAUUACUCUUUGUGGUCAUCUCUUUUGCUGGCCUUGUUUAUAUAGAUGGCUGCAUCAUCACUCACAAUGUCAAGAAUGUCCUGUUUGUAAGGCUCUUAUUCAAGAGGAAAAGUUGGUUCCUCUUUAUGGUAGGGGUAAAAUACCAUCUGAUCCAAGAUUAAAUAGAUAUCCUGGUAUUGAUAUUCCAAAUCGUCCUGCCGGUCAAAGACCUCAAACAGCACCACCUCCUGUUCCUAAUGAUUUUGCAAACUAUGGAUUUGGAUUCACUGGUGGCUUUAUGCCAAUGGCAUCAGCAAGAAUUGGCAAUUUCACUUUAGCUACUGCUUUUGGUGGUCUGAUCCCAUCUUUAUUCAAUAUCCAGUUUCAUGGAUUUCCCGAUGCUACAGUUUAUGGAACUACUUCUGGUUACCCUUAUGCAUUCAACACCUUUCAUGGAGGUCAUGGUCACCAUUUUCCGCAACCGUCCACUCGAGGUCAGCAUGCUGAUAACGUACUGAAAAACCUUCUUUUACUUGUUGGUGUCUUUGUAAUUCUUGCCUUGCUCUGGUGGUAAAAGAUAAUGUUUUGACUUCAAUGGAAAUUACACAAGUGUAGAGAUUUUCAUUUAGUGCCUUAUGAAGUAGGUUAGCUGAUACUGUGGUCAUAUAUAUGUGUGUGUGUGUAUGCUUGAUAAAACUUACUGUGAGUUUACCAUCAAUUCGUGUUAUGGAUGUCCCAAAGGACUUCUGGUUGUUGCUUUCUUUUGCACAAACCAGCUCUCAUAUUCACAUCUUUCUACUGCAAACUUCUUUAUCCAACCGUAAUAAAGUGAAAAUUUUGCUAUUUUGUUCAA